Messenger RNA from Lodderomyces theae, 1023 nucleotides. RefSeq lists its product as uncharacterized. Bases 1 to 1023 code for a protein of 340 amino acids. The transcript has a single exon. The record is from RefSeq and is a predicted model, not a curated record. Lineage: Eukaryota; Fungi; Ascomycota; Pichiomycetes; Serinales; Debaryomycetaceae.
AUGAAGUUCAACUUUGCAUCAGUCACAUUAUUCUUCACAGCAGCUGUCUCAACAGUUGCAGCUAUGCCGGCCGCUUCAGCUCCAUUGGAAUUGACUCCAAGAGAGUUUGAAAUUGCCAACAAUGCCCUUCACAACAUGGAACACUACAACACCAAGAGAUCAUUGUUAUCUGAAGCCGAAGUCGUGAAAAGAGAAUCCCAGAUUGUCACUGAUAUCUUGGCUAUUGUUAAAGACACCAACUUGGCUCCAGGUGUUAUCGAAUACCUUAUCUCAGACCCAACUUUGUCAAACAUUACUAUCAAUGUUGUUGUUGCUGCUCUUAAGAAUGGUUGGAUUAACUUGGACACCUUGUUGAAGUCUUUGAACGACUCUGGAUUGGCUGUUGAUGUUGUACAAAACCUUAUUAACGAUUGUGCUUUCUAUGCCCAAAUUUUCAAGUUGGUUGGACAAUUUAUUGAAAACUUGCCAAACGUUAUUGGUAACUUGUUGGGUGUUAAUGCUGCUGCCGUUUCUUCUGCUGUUGAUAAGAGAGAAAUUGGUAGAAUGGGAGCUGAAUACGCCUCUCCAGUCUAUGCUAGAGACACACAAGAUAUUCUUACCUCAUUGAUGGAAUCAUUAAAGAACUCUGGUUUGGCUAACCAAGUUGUUGAAGCUUUGGUUGUUGAUCCUGACUUCUACACUUUUGGUGGUGAAUUGAUUUCCAGGUUGUUCUCCUCAGGUGCGAUCACUCUUGGACAAUUGAUUGAUGCUUUGGUUGACUCUGGUUUGAUUCCAUCACUUAUCAAAGCUUUCUUGAAUUGGGACACACUUAGAUCAGUCAUUGUUAACGCAUUGGCUGCUGCAUUUGGUAACUGUAAAGAUACUACCACCACCUCAACAUAUGCCACCACUCCAACUGGUGGUCCAGCACCAACUAUUACUACAGGCACUGCUGACCUUAGCUCCAUUCUCAGUGGCACUUCUUUCAACACUGUCACCACCACUAGUGGACCAAGCAAGUGUAAAAAGAAGAGAUCAACUUAA